AUGUCGUCCACCAACAAGAAGUGCAGAACAAAAGUCAAAAUAAGGGACAGGAUCAGUGGUUUGCCAGACUCGUUGCUCCUUCAUAUUCUCUCUUUUCUUCCCACUAAACGAGCAGUUACCACAAAUCUCUUGUCAAAGAGGUGGAGGUCGCUUUGGCUUUCCCUUCCCACUCUUGACUUUAACCGUGGAAACUUCAAGAGUCUUUCAUUUUUCCAUCGAUUCGUAGACAAAGUGCUGAAAUUGGUAGAUUUGAAAUCUGUCAAAAAGUUUGUUUUUCGGUGUGAUCAUUAUGAACCUCGUGAGUAUUUUAGACCUCGGAUGAUUAGCAAGUGGAUUGAUGCUGUGAUUAAUAAUAAAGUUGAAGACUUGGAGUUACGUUUGAACUUGCAGAAGGGUUCCUAUGAGUUGCCCUCUAUUGUUUUCACUUCGAAUUACAUUAAGGUUUUGAAAUGUAGCGGAGCAACGACUGUGUAUAGGGGGCGCAAUGGAGUAACUCUGGGCGCUCUUUCUCAUGUUAAUUUGCCUUCGCUUGAAGUAUUGUAUAUGGAGAACGUUAAAUUUCCAGAUUUUGGAAGCUUGGGAAUGGUUCUUUCUGCAUGUGCUUUGCUUAAAGAAUUGGUACUAAAAAUUUCGCUUGUGGGCGAUUGCCCUACACUUGACAUUGGAAGGCUUAACCAUCUGGUCAGUGCAGAAGUUCCACAAUCUCUGCUUCCAUUGAAAGUUAUUUCUAAUGUCACAUUUCUACGCUUAUAUCGACCUCGGGUUAAAUGGCCGUUUAAUGAAGAUAUCCCAAUGUUUCACAAUUUAAUCCACCUGGAAUGUCAUGCUGAAGAGUGGACUAGGAUGGUGAAUUGCCUUGAAAACUUCCCCAAACUUCAAAAGCUUGAAAUUUACGAGCUUCGUUCUGCGUCCCCUCCUCAACCAAUACUUGAUGUGCCUUCAUGUGUUUCAUUACAUCAUCUGAAAGAAUUCACUCUUCUCAGCUUCGAGGGUUCUGAAACUGAGAGCGAGUUAGAAAUUGUGAACUUCAUGAUAAAGCAUGCUGGCGUUUUGAGGACUGUCUACAUUUGUGCUGCUCCAAGAGCGUAUAUGCUCCCGAGGUUCAAAAAAUUAGCGGAACGUCUGAAAUCAGGCUCUGGGAAGCAAGAACAACCACUUGUAUUUAUGAUUUCUUGA
Messenger RNA from Neltuma alba, 1176 nucleotides. RefSeq names its product F-box/LRR-repeat protein 13-like. Gene Ontology annotation, molecular function: protein binding. The coding region runs from base 1 to 1176 and encodes 391 amino acids. The transcript has 3 exons. NCBI's taxonomy places the organism in Eukaryota, Viridiplantae, Streptophyta, Magnoliopsida, Fabales, Fabaceae. The record is from RefSeq and is a predicted model, not a curated record.